Oncorhynchus keta (chum salmon) is the source of this 483-nucleotide messenger RNA. Its product is annotated as microfibril-associated glycoprotein 4-like. The transcript is spliced from 4 exons. The record is from RefSeq and is a predicted model, not a curated record. Lineage: Eukaryota; Metazoa; Chordata; Actinopteri; Salmoniformes; Salmonidae. Gene Ontology annotation, biological process: elastic fiber assembly. The annotation marks the transcript as partial.
CAAGUGUACUGUGACAUGAACUCGGAUGGAGGCAAGUGGACUGUAAUCCAGAGGAGGAUAGAUGGAUCUCUGAACUUCUACAGACCCUGGAACCAGUACAAAGUUGGUUUUGGAAACCCAGAGGGAGAAUACUGGCUAGGACUGGAGAACAUCCUUCUCACUAAGAGGAGGAAGUAUGAGCUGAGGGUAGUCAUGGAGGACUUUGAAGGAAAAUGUGUGUUUGCCAUGUACUCUUCCUUCUUUUUGGACUCUGAGGCAGACGGAUACAAGCUACAUGUCACUGGAUUCACCAACGGAGGAGCAGGUGACUCACUGGCCUAUCAUAGCGGGUUGAUGUUCAGCACCUUCGACAAAGACCAGGACACUUGGUCUGACAACUGUGCAGCUACUCACUAUGGGGCAUGUUGGUACGGUUCUUGUCACUACGCUAACAUCAAUGGAGAGUACCUAUGGGGAACCACCAAACAUUACGCAACAAGUGUC